Messenger RNA from Paraphaeosphaeria sporulosa, 1233 nucleotides. RefSeq lists its product as uncharacterized. The transcript has 2 exons. Lineage: Eukaryota; Fungi; Ascomycota; Dothideomycetes; Pleosporales; Didymosphaeriaceae. Bases 310 to 957 code for a protein of 215 amino acids. The record is from RefSeq and is a predicted model, not a curated record.
UCCUGGCUGCAACCCCUGAAGCGAGCCCCCACCGCAUACGCAUCGAGACCUCGAGAGGGCUAAUCUAGCGAAAAAGGAUCCGAGUAAGCCUGGGCAGGACGCGAUAGACGAUACGAGGAUGCAUACGAGAGGACAGGCGGCGGCGUUGGGCGGGUAUAUGUCAUGCGUGCCUUCCUCUUCAUGCCUCUUUCUUUGCGCGUCUGAGUUCCUACCAACCCACUGUCACUGUUGUUCUUCGCGCGCCGUGUCGUUUUGUUUCAGUCCGAUACACAGCAUAUCAUAAUCGCAGAUUAGGCUGCACCCGAAGCUAUGAAGACUACCCCACCCGCCGGCGAUGGCGCCCAACACGACAACAGCGACAACAACAAAGCGCCGGCUAUGAGCUCGCACCGCGCGCUUCUUACACUCGCCGCUUUCCUCGCCCUUCCGCUCGGCGUCGUAUACAUGAUGUCGCAUUGCAGUCAUUUCUCACCAUCUACAUCUUCUCUUGCACAAUAUCAAACGGGAUACCGACAUCCGCACGGGACCAUGCACGCCAAGCACACGAAGCAAGCAAAACACGCAGAACAGUCGAUGCUGGAGAACAUUGCAAUGCUCAUGGCUGAGGCAUCUGCAUCGCCACCAAUUCCGAACAUGCAGAUGCGAUUCUGCUCCGGCGCCGAUCUGCGGGAUUGCGCUUCGUAUGCGUACACCCAAGGCUGCACAAAGAUCGAGGAACAAAGAGUCUUGAGUAUUGCGGAGCCGGGAAUGUUCGAGGGACGCUUUAGUGCUUGCACCGUCUAUCGACGCGGUGUACAAGAUUGCGAGACGAAGGAAGAGGACUCGUUCAAACACGUCAAAGAAUUUGUGGUCAACUGGGAUGCGCAGGACGAAGACGAGGAGCUCGCCAGCAACGGAGUAGUGCCGCUGCUGCAGAAAGACUGGAUAUCGGACAUUGGAUCGUUCAAGUGCCGGUGACGAAUCUGAAUUCGGGCGAGGAGGAGAGGCGGUGACUUAACGAGCUAUGAGUUGGAUCGAUGACGGAUUGCUAUAUACCCUUUUGUUUAAUUCUAUGCUUUCAACACGAGAACCCCAAGAUCCACAACGAGAUGACCGAGCUGAUGGGCAAGGCAAGAAGAUACCGGCCCAACUGUAUGCCACUUACAGAUUACACAUGCGCACAAACGUUAGACGGGCCGAUGUUGACAAACGGUCAGGAGGCGCAUGACUGGAGUUCCCCUUUCUGUGCUGCCG